This is a messenger RNA of Ceratosolen solmsi marchali, 1196 nucleotides long. It is a transcript of the gene BBS5, whose product is annotated as Bardet-Biedl syndrome 5 protein. The transcript is spliced from 7 exons. Gene Ontology annotation, biological process: intracellular transport; cilium assembly. The record is from RefSeq and is a predicted model, not a curated record. Gene Ontology annotation, cellular component: BBSome; ciliary basal body. Gene Ontology annotation, molecular function: phosphatidylinositol-3-phosphate binding. Bases 70 to 1128 code for a protein of 352 amino acids. NCBI's taxonomy places the organism in Eukaryota, Metazoa, Arthropoda, Insecta, Hymenoptera, Agaonidae.
UUUUAAUGGUCCCUCUUGCUAUUACUUGGUAGGUAUGACAACCAUAUUGAUUUUUUCAUACAGCUAUGUAUGGAAAAAUGUAAUAUAUUUUCUAAAGGAUUUUUACUACAAAAAAUGUGGCAAGAUAAUCAAGUUAAAUUUGAUGUUCCUUUUUCACAAAUGGAAUUAAGAUUAGGGGAAUACUUAAUCGACAAAUUAGAAUUAGUAGAAGAUACUAAAGGUAAUGCAGGUGAUCGUGGUUGUCUCUUGGUAACUAAUCUAAGAGUCAUGUGGCAUUCUAUAUCUUAUCCACGUAUUAAUUUAAGUAUUGGAUUUAAUACAUUAGUAACCAUUACAAUAAAAAUUAUAAAUACAAUAUAUAGAAGUAGCACUCAAGCUUUAUAUAUUUUAACUUCGUAUAAAAAUUGUCGAUACGAGUUUAUAUUCAGUAAUUUAGAUAUUCGAAAUUCUCGACACUAUACGUCUGUAAUAGGUGUUCAUAAAGCUUAUAUGUCAUCAAAAAUAUAUAGGGAAAUCAAAUUAAGAGUUGGUAUCAUAAAAGAUAAACAACUAAUCUUACUACCUCAAGAAAUAAUACAUGAAACCUUACCUGGAGUUUGGAAUUUAUCAACAGAGCAAGGAAAUAUUGGAAUUUUCAUUGUUACUAAUAUAAGAAUUGUUUGGUACGCUGAAAUGAAUCAGCAAUUCAAUGUGUCUAUUCCUUACUUAACAGUAGCUAAUAUAAAUAUAAGAUCUUCUAAAUUUGGACCUACUUUAAUAAUAACAAGUAAUGAAACAUCUGGUUCUUAUAUCUUAGGAUUUAAAGUUGACCCUAUAGCUAAACUUAAUUUUUUACACAAGGAAUUAACUUUUCUUCAAGUGGCAUACAUUAAGACACCAAUUUUCGGUAUAGAAUAUGCGUUUGAACAUCAGUCAAUUUGUCAACCCCACGCUAUAACAGAAAAAUUUACAGAAUUUGAACCAUCCGAAGAUGAAAUAUCAAAUAUUUUUAAUAUAUAUUUUUUGGAAGGUGGAACCAAUCAACGAAAACCAAUUUUAACUAAUAACUUAGGUCUAGCAACUGAAGAACCAAGAGAAGGAAAUACUUUGGAAAUGCUAUGGGAAUUACUUCCAUCUACUACACAGUAAGAAGAAUAAUACGAAAUAAAAAAUGUAUAUAAAAUUUUUGUUUUAUCAAUAAAAUUAAAGAUAAAAUA